Molecule: messenger RNA, 1097 nt
Organism: Homalodisca vitripennis (glassy-winged sharpshooter)
Lineage: Eukaryota; Metazoa; Arthropoda; Insecta; Hemiptera; Cicadellidae
Product: PDZ domain-containing protein 2-like
Exons: 4
Coding region: 13-927 (304 amino acids)
Molecular function (GO): protein binding
Source: RefSeq, a predicted model, not a curated record
AAGCAUAUUUUUAUGAUGAUCGCUACAGAUAGUUAUAACAUUUCUUUUUCCUAUUUCAGGGAGGGCACUCUCAUGAUAAAUGAUGAGAUAGUCAACGUGAAUGGCCGACGACUUCGAGGUCUGACAAUGUCAGGAGCAAGGGAGGUGUUGCUGAGCGGACCGAGUGAGGUGGACAUUGUCAUCUCCCGUGGUAGUGACCCCACCACUCCCAUUCCCCACCGCUCCUCCAUGCCUGAGAGCUCUGUGGACUAUGAGAAUGUGGUGAUCCUCCCCCAGGAGCGAACCAACAUCAAGCGGUCGGUAUUCCUGAGUCAGCUGCUGGCGGAGGAGGACUCCUCCCCACCCAGGGAUGUAGGGGAUAAUACACCCAUGUCAGAGAAGAUCAUAAGGAAACGCCAUUACCAGAAGAAUAGCAACAGUAUAAACAACAAACUGCUGAGGAAAGCUAUUGCCAGCUACUCCGGAAGUAAGGUGAACGUUAAGGACGCUAAGAGUGAGAGUGUCUCUGAUGACAGUUCUGCGGAACAGUUCGACAUCGACACGACUGCCAAUUUCUGCACUCUGCCAAGAAGGCCGAGGUCUACUAUGUGCUCAUUCCACACAUUCAUAUAUGAGAAAGGUCCUGGAAAGAAAAGUUUAGGGUUUACAAUAGUUGGGGGCAAGGAUUCCCCAAGAGGACCUUUGGGGAUCUUCAUCAAGAGUGUUUUAGAUAAUGGCCAAGCAGCUGAGGAUGGCCGCUUGAGAGAAGGUGAUGAGGUGUUGGCAGUGAAUGGCCAUGUCUGCCAUGACUUGACUCAUGCUGAUGCUGUAGCAUUGUUCAAAAGUAUUCGAGCAGGUCCUGUAGCUCUCCACGUUUGUCGCAGAACUAGAGUUAAAACAGACAAGGCUAAAUCCUGCACUGACUUAGCGCUAAGCUCAACCAGCUGAGGGUUGGCCAUUUACUUUGACGACAACCUGUACUAGUCAUUCUGUCCAUUGUUACUUCUUGUGUAUAUAACCUUCGCUGUUACUUGUUCCUGGGUCACCAAAGUAACUUGUAUUGCCGUAUUGUAUAUAUUAAGUGUUCAAAUAUGUUUAUAAAUCAUGUGUUACUAGAA